This is a messenger RNA of Dendronephthya gigantea, 2458 nucleotides long. RefSeq names its product T-cell immunomodulatory protein-like. The record is from RefSeq and is a predicted model, not a curated record. Gene Ontology annotation, cellular component: plasma membrane. The transcript is spliced from 20 exons. Bases 5 to 1858 code for a protein of 617 amino acids. Lineage: Eukaryota; Metazoa; Cnidaria; Anthozoa; Malacalcyonacea; Nephtheidae.
AUUGAUGGAGGUUCAGAGAAGAAGACUUGAGAUUCUUUACCAAAUUUUGAUAUAUUUUAGCUUUCUUGGAAGUGCAUUCUCAUCGUUAAAAGAUGUAACAAGUAGCAUUGGACUUGGUGGGGAUAAUUUAGGCAGCCUGGCUGCAUUUGGGGAUUUCAAUGCAGACAAAGAGGCUGACCUGUUUUAUAUAAAUAAUAGCAAAGACAAGAGCAAAGCAGAAGUUUAUUUGUAUGAGUCAAAAAAUGAUGAGUUUCAGAAGACAUCACAGGCAACUAUUACACUUGAGCAAGUUUUCAUAACCAAUGUAAUACCAGGAGACUUCAAUAGUGAUGGACAUCUUGAUGCUUUAGUUUCUUAUUACAACACAACAUUAUCAUCUUACUCAAAUGAAACAUUUGUAAAAGUAUACCUGGGAAGGGACAACCAAUUUGAUUUAAAAAAUGUUAUUGAUCUGGGUGAUGCAUUGAAAGAUCAGCCAGCCAUUGUGGAUUUCAAUGGAGAUCUUCAACCUGACCUACUAGCAGAGAAGAUAUCUGAUGGUGAACGAUAUUGGUGGAAAUAUAAUUCUGAGAAAAACUUGUUUUCAAGUGAAUCGUUCAACAGCACUGUUAAGAGGUUACCAUUGACUAGACCACAUUCCUGUGCUUUCCUGGAUGUCAAUGGCGAUUACGCAGCAGACAUGGUCCUGACCACUAAAGAUCCGUCUUCCCAAUUAGUGAAAUAUGAAGUUUGGUUAAACAAGGAUGGCAUUCUUACCACUGAGGAUAAAGAAGUGUAUUCUCAGCCUAAAAAGGUGUUGCAAGUGGUUGGACAGUCCACUUUUGCUGAUAUUGAUUCAGAUGGAAUUGCUGAUCAUAUUCUGCCAGUGUGUUCUGAUAACAAAUGCAAAAAGAGUGAAGUGUAUGUAUAUUCACGAGCUAAAAACAAGUGGAGCCUAAUAUUACAAAAUUUAAUAAUUGAUGGUGAAUGGAGAUUUGUCAAAGAUGAACCUGGUGACAGCAUUCCUUUGAUGACCAUCCGUAUUGGUGAUUAUAACAUGGAUGGAUUUCCAGAUGCAGCUAUGGUUGUGGAGGUGAAGAUUGAGCAGAAAGGAGAUAUUUAUGAAAGAAAAGUUAUUCUGUUGGAGAAUGUUGAGUGUAGUGGUGGAGAUACAUGCUACAAUGGUCGGACAUUUAGUUUUGAUAGGUCUCUUUAUUCCAUUGACAAUCCAGUUAUUGUCGGGUUCCUAGAUCUUUACGACAAUGGUGUUCUUGAUCUCAUGGUGGUCAGUUUUGACGCGACAACCAAUACUUAUAAGACUCAUGCAAUCCAGAACAACGUCUAUUCUGACACCUGUUUCCUCAAAGUCAUUGUUCUUGGUGGCUCGUGUUAUUCUGACUGUCCCAGCGGUGUUACGCCUUACGGUGUGAAUCAAGCUGGUCCAUUUGUGAAAUACGUGACCACAGGUCUCCACGGAGACACAAAGGAAGCCAGUGCCACUCAACUAUCUCAAGCGGCAUAUUUUGCCCUGCAACCCCCCUACACAGUAUUUGGCCUCGGCAGGACUCCAAACUUUGUGGAAGAACUGACUGUAGGUCUACCACGAAGCUCUUCUUCGCCUGAACGAAAGCACACUUGGACAUCAAUCAUUCCUAAUUCUCAAGUUAUAAUUAUACCUUAUCCACCUGACGACCCUGGCGCAUGGAAAUCCGUGUUGCUUGUCACUCCGAGCAAACUGGUCUUGUUGACUGGAGCCGCUCUGCUUGCAACUUGUGUUUUCAUUGGAGCUUUAGUCGGGAUUUUACAUUGGAAAGAAAAGAAAGAGGAUCGUCGAGAGAAACAGGAAGCCGCUCAUAAGUUUCAUUUUGAUGCAAUGUAACGACAGAACGAGAUUUGCAACAAGUGUCGUGUCGUUUUCACUGAUGACUGCAAGAUCUAACAUGAACAUUUAUAAAUGAUAACUCAUAACAUCUGCACGCAUAUAGUCUCUUGUGGUGCUGUUAGAACUGAGGGUCCGGGUGUUCAAGACCUGUAUAUUGUAAUAACCUUGUAGUUCAAAUGGUUUCUUAUAGAUCAUUGUAAAUUUUAUUUAAAAGUCGCCCCAAACUGGCGAAAAUAUUUUGUCACCUUAUUUAUUAGCUUGUAGAACAAUCACUUCGAAUCAAUUUCACACCCCACGAAAAAUUUUCCAGAAAGCUUAGCUGAAGAAAUACUUAGUUGUAAAUAUUCUCCGGAAUGCAUUUUUCAAACUUAUUAAAAAGUUAACAGAAACUGCACAGAAGCUAGUUUUGUUUAUUCAUUGUCAAUUGUGCAUUGUAUCAUAUGGAUUGAGAAAUCUAAAAGCCGAGUUGAUUUUGUGCAAAUAUUUGGAGUGGUGAUAACACGAGAGCUAUCAGCUGAGCUAAAGACCUCGCGAGGCCCCCGAAAACCAUCCGCAUACGUGAAAGACAUGCCUCUCGAGGCGAAUUCCCCACGAAAA